Messenger RNA from Etheostoma cragini (Arkansas darter), 3885 nucleotides. It is a transcript of the gene pik3r3b, whose product is annotated as phosphoinositide-3-kinase, regulatory subunit 3b (gamma). NCBI's taxonomy places the organism in Eukaryota, Metazoa, Chordata, Actinopteri, Perciformes, Percidae. The record is from RefSeq and is a predicted model, not a curated record. The transcript is spliced from 13 exons. Bases 1328 to 3532 code for a protein of 734 amino acids. Gene Ontology annotation, molecular function: 1-phosphatidylinositol-3-kinase regulator activity; protein binding. Gene Ontology annotation, biological process: phosphatidylinositol phosphate biosynthetic process; insulin receptor signaling pathway. Gene Ontology annotation, cellular component: phosphatidylinositol 3-kinase complex.
AUCAGCACAUGCGCUCGCGCCAGCACCGAGCAGGCUGCCCGUCUGCUGGAACCAGCCACGCCGUCCAUCCCUUCAUCCUGACGGACUGCACUUCACCGAUUGUCUGGCUUUCGCACUUCGGGGUUCCGGUAGUGUCGAAGCGGGCAGUUCGCGCACCGAGGGGUCGGUGGAGGACACGGGCUCGUGCAUGCGUGCAGUCUGAGCGGGGAGUUUGCGCGCAACCGACUGGCGCAUGCAGGGCGAGUUUUGGUCGGGCACGCUCUCUGUCUGAAGUUCACAUUCGCCGAGUCACGCUUGUUGAAACGGAUCAGUCUCAGUUGUUGUGGGGCAGCCUGCUCAGCAGACUGGUGAGGGAGACUUUCAACGCAUUUUCAUUCUAAUAUCCUUAAAUGUUCCUUAUUUGCAUGUACUUAUAGUGAAGCUUUUGAUCACUACAUUGCUCUCCGACACAUUUAAAAUGACUUUCAAACCUGAGCUACAUCAAUAUGUUGCAUUUAAAUCCUAAUAGCUGGAGAAGAGUGUGUGAUGGUGACCUUAGAACUUCAUUUAAAGUUUGCAGGAGCGUUGGUCUGCUUCGGGAGGCUGCCCAGUCAAGGAAGGCGAAGCCGCGGGAUUUCAUACACAAGAGUGCACACAAGGACGCUCCCAAUGAGAAGCCUAAAAUCUGCACUGCAGUGGAUUUCUUCAGAUGUGUGUGUGUGUGAGUGUGUGUGUGAAUGGCUGUGUGAUCUGACCGUAUAGUCUCAGUUUAGAUUCUGUGCACUUUCUCGUUAACAAUCGGAAGAACCUGCAGAAGCUUCGGGGCGUCGUCUGGAGGUCGCCCUGUCCAAGAAAACCGUGCCAUCCUGCAGUUUCCAGACCACCAAGCCUCCCCCCGCCCCCCUUUUUCUGUUCCCAUCACAGUCCGGAGUGUGGUGGCUGGUUAGCUGGUGUGUCCGUUGAGGGGCCUCAGACUGGAGAGCUGGGACUGACCGGUGGAUUUUUAAAGAACUCCAUGGAUAUUUAUCCAAAUCUACAAUAACAAAGCAACGUCUGAGUGGUGAAUUCCAUUUCAUUGUACUUGGAGGAGUUGUAUUUUUGGAUUAAGAAGGUUGGACCUGCUCUUCAUGGGGUUGUAGGGCAAAACUAUGUCAUAUUUCACCUCAGGGAUAAGAUUUCUAUAAUUUUCACUGUGUCAUCCGAGUCAGCACGACGCAGCAAAUCUCAGGUGCCGACACAGGUUCUACAGGUUUCCCAGGUUCAGGUUGAGUUCCAGUUGGACUAACAGAGUUUCCGUUUUGUAUUUUCAAGACUUCAAACUCAGCAAAUCUCAGGCAACAGACACAACAUGACAUCUGACAGUUUCCAGUACCGGGUGCUCUUCGAGUACAAGCGAGAGCGAGGCAAUGACAUCAGCCUCCAGCCGGGCGACCUGCUCACCGUCUCCAGGGCCUCGCUGAUGGCGGUGCCGGGGCUGGACUACCAGGACGGGGAUGAGCGGAGCCCCAAAGGCUGGCUGCACGGCACCAACGAGAGGACCAAGGAGAAGGGAGACUUUCCGGGGACUUUUGUGGAGUACGUCGGGGUGGUGAGGGCCGGCCCUCCCGCGGUGAAAUCCUGGUCCAGGCCUGUACCGCCGACCCCUGGGGGGUCACAGAGCGACGUGGGGGCUCAGCCGCCUGGAGCAGCUGCUGCUUCAGGUGUGGAGGUGGAGUUUCUGUCUGAAGCGGCUCCUGUGGUUGUUCGGAGACUCAUCGAAGCCGUCGAGAAACACGGUUUGAGCAGUGAGUCUCUGUAUCGAGCCCCCCCAUCCUCCAGUGGACCUGCAGAGCUGCGGCAGGCUUUGGACUCAGAUCCGGUUUCAGUGGACCUGGACCAGUAUGAUGUGGUUUCUCUGACUGAUGCUCUUAGAGGUUUCCUGCAGGACCUGAGCGUCCCCAUCAUUCCAGCCACAGUCUACAGCGAGCUGGUCUACACUGCUCAAGAGAGUCCGAGUGUGGAGGAGUGCGGGGAGAGGCUGAAGAGGAUCCUGGAGUCCCCCAUUAUCCCUCAGGCCAACCACCAGCUCCUGUUCCAUCUCAGCAGACACCUGGCCCGGGUCAGCCUGGAGGGUCAGACCGGCCCCCGGCUGCUGGGACAGGCCUUCGCCGAGGCCGUCUUCAAGUCCUCUCCUCUCAGUUGCGACGUGAACCCGGAGCAUCACGUCAGGAUCUUGGAGGCUCUAAUUGCAACCGGAGGUCUCAUGGAGAUGCAGGCUGCACCAGCUCUUCCUCCGAAGCCAGCGAAGCCGGCCUCGUCGGUCGGGGUUGGGGGGGGCACCACAAAUGGCCCCAAGGACGGAGGAGCAGGAGGCUCCCUGCAAGAGGCCGAGUGGUACUGGGGGGACAUAUCCAGGGGAUGCAUUUUCAGCAUUUACUCUCUAAAAAAAAGGGGUUUGGAUAGGGUGAUAAGUACUAACCCGGUCUGCUCCUUCUCCUUCAGGAAGGGGGGCAACAACAAGCUGAUAAAGAUCUACCAUCGGGACGGAAAGUACGGCUUCUCUGACCCCCUAACGUUCGGCUCGGUGGUGGAGCUCAUCAGCCACUACAGACACGAGUCUCUGGCUCAGUACAACACCAAGCUGGACGUCAAACUCAUGUACCCCAUCUCCCGCUUCCAGCAGGACCAGCUGGUGAAGGAGGACAACAUUGACGCCGUGGGGAAGAAGCUGCAGGAAUACCACAAUCAGUACCAGGAGAAGAGCAAAGAGUACGACCGACUGUACGAAGAAUACACCAAGACCUCGCAGGAGAUCCAGAUGAAGCGGACGGCCAUCGAAGCUUUCAACGAGACCAUCAAGAUCUUCGAGGAGCAGUGCCACACGCAGGAGCGCUACAGCAAGGACUACAUCGAGCGUUUCCGCCGCGAGGGCAACGACAAGGAGAUCGAGAGGAUCAUGAUGAACUACGAGAAGCUCAAGUCCCGGCUCGGGGAGAUCCACGACAGCAAGGUGCGGCUGGAGCAGGACCUGAAGACGCAAGCCAUGGACAACCGGGAGACGGACAAAAAGAUGAACAGCCUGAAGCCCGACCUCAUACAGCUCCGCAAGAUCAGGGACCAAUAUCUAGUCUGGCUCAAUCACAAAGGAGUUCGUCAGAAACGAAUUAACGACUGGCUGGGGAUCAAGAACGAGAACCCUGACGAAGGCUACUUUGUGACCGAGGAGGAUGAGAACUUGCCUCACUACGACGAGAAGAGCUGGUUCGUCGGGGACCUGAACCGGACGCAGGCGGAGGAGCUGCUCAUCGGGAAGCCGGACGGAGCCUUUCUCAUCCGAGAGAGCAGCAAAAAGGGCUGCUACGCCUGCUCUGUGAUAGUGGAAGGCGAGGUGAAGCACUGCGUCAUCUACAGCACGCCGCGCGGCUUCGGCUUCGCGGAGCCCUACAACCUGUACAGCAGCCUGAAGGACCUGGUGCUCCACUACCACCAGACGUCCCUGGUGCAGCACAACGACUCGCUCAACGUGCGCCUCGCGUACCCCGUCUACACACAGAUGCCCUCCGGUCGCAGAUGAACCGCACCCGACCACCCGGCCACAGCCCCGCAUAGACAACAAACCAGCCCCCUCUCGGGGGAGGGCGAACGGGGGAGUGAAGGAAGGGAGGAAGGAAGGAAGGAGGGGGGGGGGGGGGGGGGGGGGGGGGGGGGGGGGGGGGGGGGUUGGUUGACAUACAACCCCAACACCAGACCCCAUGAAGAUAGAAAUUAAAACACUUGCUGCAACACACACGUCAGCCACCUUGGAGUUAUAUAUAUUUUUACAAGAACAUUUUCGGAGGGCAUUCUUUCUAAAGACUGCUUGAUUUGCACAAGGAAGUUUUCAAUGUUUGUGAAUGUGAAGAAGAAGAAGAAAAAAAAAAAGUGACU